GAUGCCAAAUGUUCAAUGAAGUUGCGUUGCACCUACUCUUUAACUUUAUUCUUUCAACGUCCCACACUCCCUACCUUUACAUUCUUCCUUUCCUUCUUCCUUUCUUCUUUCUAUAGCUAGCUAAAUCAAAUAAACAAUUUGGACUCAUUGAUGGCUUGAAAACAGAGCACUAGGAUUCAAGCUCAAGCUCUACCAAUGGCGAAAACCAGCAUUGGAUUGUACUUCAACAGGUUAUUUUCUCUUCUUCUCCUCCUCCUUCUCCACCUGGGUUGCUUCGUUUUUACAGCCAGAGAUCAUCACCGAAAACAGAGCAAGAAAAGGAAAAUCUCUCCCCUGUCUCCUUCCUCUGUUUCUUCCUCUUCUCGAACCAAACCUCACAAAGCCCUCUCAUGUCUUUGGUCUUUUAUCAAACGCAUUUUCUCUUCUAAACUCUGCAAAACAAACUCCGGCACGCGCCCCGCAACACCAACCCAAACCUCUGCUAGAAACUCCCUGCAGCAUUCGUUGGUUUCCAUGAAUCCAACCGAAACCCAUUUGCAUGAUGCUGAAAAACCAUCUGCAUCUUGCCCGGAAUGGGAUAUUUCUGCCGACAACCCCUUUUUGCCUCUCCGGAACGACAUCUUCCCCUGUACUGCAUGCGGUGAGAUUUUCCAGAAACCACAAUUUCUAGAACAGCAUCAAGCAACCAAACACGCCGUAUCGGAGCUAAUCGAUGGCGAUUCUGGGAACAACAUAGUCCGGAUCAUAUUCAAAACGGGUUGGACAGAUACAGAGAAGAACCCAGAAAUAUACCGGAUUCUGAAGAUUCAUAACAGUCCUAAAAUUCUGGCCAGAUUCGAGGAGUACAGAGAAUUCGUCAAGGCCAAAGCAGCACGAAGCGGCAGCGCCCCAUGGAGAAGAGACGAGAGGUGCAUGGCCGACGGGAACGAGCUCUUGAGGUUUCACUGCUCGACGUUCAUGUGUGAUCUGGGGUCGAAUGGUAAUUCAAGCAUUUGCAAUCAACAGUACUGCAGCAUCUGUGGCAUUAUAAAAUCGGGAUUCUCAGUGAAACUGGACGGAAUUCCGACGUUGUCGAGUACCUGGAGAGCACACGUGACGGUUCCUGAUGAAGUUGAGGAGGAGUUCCAAUUCAUGAACGUGAAACGAGCGAUGCUGGUGUGCAGAGUGGUGGCGGGUCGGGUGGGGACGGAGUCGGACGAGGUGGACAAGGAGGACGGCGGGUUUGACUCGGUCGUCGGAAGGGGUGGCAGUGGGGCCCGCACGAGGAUCGACGAGGAGGAGCUAUUAGUGUUUAAUCCGAGGGCUGUACUUCCUUGCUUUGUGAUUGUCUACUCUCUGUGAGUGUGGUGAUUCAUAAUUAAGAUCAUUAUCAGAC
This is a messenger RNA of Rubroshorea leprosula, 1375 nucleotides long. The record is from the annotation of a GenBank genome assembly. NCBI's taxonomy places the organism in Eukaryota, Viridiplantae, Streptophyta, Magnoliopsida, Malvales, Dipterocarpaceae.